GCCGCUCCCACUCACACUGACAGCGGGCAUCAGGGGACCAGUCGAACCGAGAGUCACUCAGGGUGGAACCAGCCUGCAGUAUUAACAACAGCCACUUUAACGCUGAACUGAUUAAACGACAUACUCUGAAUUUAACGGAGGAACCAUGUCCAAGGGACCAGCAGUCGGCAUUGACCUGGGCACUACCUACUCCUGUGUAGGAGUGUUUCAGCAUGGCAAAGUGGAGAUAAUUGCCAAUGACCAGGGAAACAGGACCACACCCAGUUAUGUUGCCUUCACUGACACUGAGAGGCUGAUUGGAGAUGCAGCCAAGAAUCAGGUGGCCCUGAACCCCAACAACACAGUAUUCGAUGCAAAGCGUCUCAUCGGACGUCGUUUUGAUGACGCCGUUGUCCAGGCAGACAUGAAGCACUGGCCAUUUACUGUCGUCAAUGAUUCCAGCCGCCCCAAAGUAAAAGUGGAUUACAAAGGCGAGACGAAAACCUUCUACCCAGAGGAGAUCUCUUCGAUGGUACUAAUCAAAAUGAAGGAGAUUGCAGAGGCAUACCUCGGGAAGACUGUAACAAACGCAGUAGUGACUGUGCCUGCCUACUUCAAUGACUCUCAGCGCCAGGCCACCAAAGAUGCAGGGACCAUUUCUGGGCUUCAUGUCCUCCGCAUCAUCAACGAACCAACUGCGGCUGCUAUUGCUUAUGGCCUGGACAAAAAGGUUGGAACUGAGAGAAACGUCCUAAUCUUUGACCUGGGCGGUGGUACAUUUGAUGUCUCCAUCCUGACUAUUGAAGAUGGCAUCUUUGAGGUCAAGUCCACAGCAGGCGACACACACCUGGGUGGAGAAGACUUUGAUAACCGCAUGGUCAACCACUUCAUCGCCGAGUUCAAACGCAAGUUCAAGAAAGACAUCAGCGAAAACAAGAGGGCGGUGCGUCGUCUGCGCACAGCGUGCGAGAGGGCCAAGCGCACUUUGUCAUCCAGCACUCAGGCCAGCAUUGAAAUCGACUCUCUGUACGAGGGAGUUGAUUUCUACACCUCCAUCACCAGAGCCCGUUUUGAGGAGCUGAACGCAGACCUGUUCCGAGGAACCCUGGAGCCUGUGGAAAAGGCUCUCCGUGACGCAAAGAUGGACAAGGGUCAAAUCCAUGAUAUUGUCCUGGUGGGAGGUUCCACUCGCAUUCCCAAAAUCCAGAAGCUCCUGCAAGACCUUUUCAAUGGAAAGGACCUCAAUAAGAGCAUUAACCCUGAUGAAGCAGUGGCCUAUGGUGCAGCUGUGCAGGCAGCCAUCCUGUCGGGGGACAAAUCAGAGAAUGUGCAGGACCUGCUGCUGCUGGAUGUGACCCCCUUGUCUCUGGGCAUCGAGACCGCUGGAGGAGUCAUGACGGCUCUCAUUAAGAGGAACACAACGAUCCCCACGAAGCAGACCCAGACUUUCACCACCUAUUCUGACAACCAGCCUGGUGUGCUCAUUCAGGUGUUUGAGGGUGAAAGGGCCAUGACCAAAGACAACAACCUUUUGGGCAAAUUUGAGCUGGUUGGAAUCCCCCCUGCACCCCGAGGGGUUCCUCAGAUCGAGGUGACCUUUGAUAUCGACGCCAACGGCAUCAUGAAUGUGUCUGCCGCCGACAAGAGCACCGGGAAGGAGAACAAGAUCACAAUCACCAAUGACAAAGGUCGCCUGAGCAAGGAGGACAUUGAGCGUAUGGUCCAGGAAGCAGAUAAGUACAAGGCUGAGGAUGAUGUGCAGAGAGAGAAAGUGGCUGCCAAGAAUGGUCUUGAGUCUUACGCCUUUAACAUGAAGUCCACUGUGGAGGAUGAGAAACUGAAGGACAAGAUCAGCGACGAGGACAAACAGAAGAUUCUGGACAAGUGUAAUGAGGUCAUCAACUGGCUGGAUAGGAACCAGUCUGCCGAAAAAGACGAGUUUGAGCAUCAGCAGAAGGAGUUGGAGAAGUUGUGUAACCCCAUCAUGACCAAGCUGUACCAGAAUGCAGGAGGGAUGCCCGGGGGGAUGCCAGGGGGGAUGCCAGGUGGCUUCCAAGGAGCUGGUGCUGCUCCUGGAGGAGGAGGGUCCUCCGGCCCCACAAUCGAGGAGGUCGACUAAACUAGAGGUUUACCUAACAUGCAUGAGCUUGUUCUCUUUCCUGUUUGUAGGUGGUUGGUGUGAAAGGGGAUCAGUUAUAAUAUCUCUAAAUUGUUAUAUUCACAACCAUUAACUGUGCCUCUUGGGAAUGUUUUGAUUAUUUUUGUAUGCCAGGCUUAAGGCAACACUUUGCACUGUGGGUUUUUCUGGGAAGCAGUUUUUUCAAGCACCUGUGUUGCAUCCAGUUGAACCAGUGCCUGUUUGUAUUACCACAGUUUGUUUUUUUCUUUCUGAGUUGGUUAUGUGUACUUUGCAAAAUGAGAAUAAAUAAAAUAUUCUUUUGAACUUUGA
This is a messenger RNA of Centropristis striata (black sea bass), 2428 nucleotides long. It is a transcript of the gene hspa8b, whose product is annotated as heat shock protein family A (Hsp70) member 8b. The transcript is spliced from 9 exons. The record is from RefSeq and is a predicted model, not a curated record. Gene Ontology annotation, biological process: protein refolding; vesicle-mediated transport; cellular response to unfolded protein. The coding region runs from base 146 to 2098 and encodes 650 amino acids. Gene Ontology annotation, molecular function: ATP hydrolysis activity; misfolded protein binding; heat shock protein binding. Gene Ontology annotation, cellular component: cytoplasm; plasma membrane; cytosol. Lineage: Eukaryota; Metazoa; Chordata; Actinopteri; Perciformes; Serranidae.